AUGCCUAAGCGCAGCUCCUCCCCCGCCGACGCGGGCAACGCCAAGCGCCGCAAGGCGCGCCGUCUUGUCUCGUCUCGCAAUAAGAGUUGCACCACCUGCCUGCGUAUGUUGGCAAACGAGCGGUCGCUGGACAGGCUUUGCCAGCAAGAUACCAAUUCUAAAUCGAAGAAGUGCGUUUACUGCUGCGAUACAAAGAAGGCCGGCAAGGACGGCCAGUGCACCUUUGCCGCCGGCAAGGUCGCGUCAGCCUCUGGUGUCGCUCUCGUCGACGCCGCGCUGGAGCUUGCUGAGGUCCGAGAAGCUCAGCGGGACCCCGCGGCUUCCCUUAUCACGCGCUCGGAGUAUGGUUGGGCUAGCGAGUUCACAGCUCCCAAGUUCCCGAGUGGAGAUGCCACUUUCGUUACCUGGAAGGCGUGGCUCGCCAAGUACGAGGCGAAGGCUCACGACACCUUUGUGGACGCCUGCGAGGCGUACAAGAAGAGCCUGGAGAACGAGGAUGGCGGCGGUGGAGGCGGCCCCUCCGAUGAGCUUCCGGCCGGUCUCCGCGACGAGCACGACUCCCCCGAUGAGGAUCCGGCAGGUCUCCGCUACGAGUACAACUCCUCCGACAUCACUGAGGCCCAGCGUGACAAGACCAUGGGAGAUAUCGGCACUGGUGUCUCCUUGGGCCUCACCGCGCUUUACAGGCUGUCCCGCGGCGAGGUCCCACUGAUCCCCGCCGAUGACGAGGCUCAGUUCGCGGCGCACGUCAGGCACAUGGGAAGCCUCCGCAGCCUCUUGUUGUACGACAAGCUGGCCUCCAACGCCCAGGACUACCUCGACCGAGUCCGCGCCGCGAAGGACCGGCGUCGUUAA
Messenger RNA from Gaeumannomyces tritici R3-111a-1, 855 nucleotides. RefSeq lists its product as hypothetical. The record is from RefSeq and is a predicted model, not a curated record. Lineage: Eukaryota; Fungi; Ascomycota; Sordariomycetes; Magnaporthales; Magnaporthaceae. The transcript has 4 exons. Bases 1 to 855 code for a protein of 284 amino acids.